AGAGCUGGGGCAGGUUGGCGCCAUUCAGAGUGAGGAAGGUUUGCAAUAAUCUGGAGCUGCAACAUUGUAUCACUGAAUAGAUACCCAGCUUGGCAUUAGGUCUGCCAUGCCUAGAAAGCGGAACACAAAGGAGGGCUCACACUCUGACCAGUGGGUGAUGUUGGUACAAGAGUCUGCUAUUGAUGUACCAGACAAGGCUGACUGUGGACCUGUUUUUACGAGACUACGUAAUCCCAAAACAGGCACUGCUGCUUUGUACUUUUUUAAUAGUGGUGCUAGUCAAGUAUAUGAAGUGAAAGCUUUUGAUGAAGAGUAUCGUUCAUGGUUUAUUGGUCAGUCUGUUCAGCAUGAUGGAAGGCUUCUGUUUGUUACUCCCCUGGAUCCAUUAUUUUUGAUACUUCCAUACUUUAUACAGGCCAAUGAGAAGCAAGGAAAGUUUCAGCCAGUGGAUCAGGUAAUAAAGGAUGAAGAUUUUCCCAGGUGCAGCAGCAUAUUGAAUUGUGCAAAGGCUUUGCAAUCACUCCACCACAUCACUGAUGAAAAAGAAAUUUGUAAUCGGAAGUUUUAUAAAUACAAUCAAGAGAAAACACUUGGGUGGCUAAGGAGAAAGGCUGAGCAGACUGUCAAAGCACUGAAGAACACCAGUCUUUCUGUUGGUGGAGGUGUGCAGUCCAGUAUGCUGAUUAGAAAUAAACCAGUUACAGAAGUGACUGAAGAGGACUACUUACGCUAUGCUCAUGGUUUGCUGUCAGAUUAUAUUCCUGCAGAUCUAAGUGUGGAGCUACUUAAGUUCUUGGAGUUACCAGCUGUUUCAACAAAAACGGCAGUGGGUGAGCCACCAUCAAAGGUGGCCACGCAGAGACAUCUUCAAAAGAAAGUGGUUGUGCAAUGCUGAGCUGGAACAUUGAUUCUCAUAUGAUAUAGAAUCUGCAUUGACAAACAUAAAGCAAUGACAGAAUAAUUUCUCUGAUUAAUUUUCAUUUUCAGAGGGAUUUCCUAAAUCUGCUGUUGACUGUCACGUUUCAGUUUUCCCCUCGAUGUUGAAUCAAUUCCUCUGACUUUCUGAAUGAACUACCACCAGGUGUGUGCCAUUGGUUGACCUUAGUACUAUGGAGCAACAGAUAGAGACAGUUUCCAAAUAAUAUUACCUGGGAAAAUAGAUGUUUCCUUUCAGAGAUUCUAAAGGUGCUCUGAAUCCUCAGUUUCAUGGGAACAUAGGAUUGAAUGAGACUGAAAAGAAAUAAUUUCAGACCCUCAGGCAUUCAUCAGAGUUCAAAAACAGAAUGCACAACUCAAAACCAAUGUUUCUCACCCAAUUUUUUGCAUGAAAUGCCUAUCCAAUUAAUUUAUAUCAGCCUUGACAACCUCCCUGGCUUUUUACAUUGAAGUCUACGAAAGCCAGGGAUUUGUCCUGAAUGCUAGGAAGAUGAAGGUCUUCUACUAGCCCACAGGAAAAGCAUCAAAUCCAAAUUCUUCAAAUUGAGAUUCGCGGUGAAGUGUUGGAAGCUACCCCUCACUUGCCAUAUCUUGAAAACUAGCCCAAAUUGAUUGAUUAAGAAGUACAUUGCCAAAUGUUGUUUGCCAACACAGCCUGUGGUAAAUUAUGUACUUGAAUUUUCAAUAGCUGUAGUCAUGGUAUCAAACCCAACACUAAAGUCAAAGUCUUUUGGGCAGCAGCUGUUUCCAUACUCUUCUAUGGUGUUGAGACCUGGACAGUUUGUAAAGUCUGUAUUCUGUGAUUGAACAACAUGAUCAACACUGUAUCAGAAGGAUCCAGAGAAUCAAAUCAGAGAAUGAUAGAAUAAAGAUGAGUGCUGUCCAAGACAUAAACGUGCCAAUUACAAAGACCAUAAUGAUAUCUCACAUGGGACAUGCCACCGAGAUGCCUGACUCAAGGCUGCUCAAAAUAAUGGUGCUCAACUCAGAAUGACAACAGUGAACCCAUUCACACAGUGGACAACAAAAAUAUAUCAAAUACAACCUUGGAACUUCCAUGAAGGUCUACACUAUUAACAUCAACAGAUGGGAAGCAGAUGCCCAAUUACAGCCAAAAUGGGGACCCAUCAUCAAAAAUGGAGCCAAGACUUUUCAAUCAAUCAUAGCAGCCCCUGAGAGAGUGAGACGGAAUCACAGGGCAUUGUUUGAAUCACAAUACCACCUCAACAUGAGGGAUUGCUGUGUCCCACUCCUCUACGUUCAUUCUGUCCAUUCACCUACCCUUUCUGUGCAAAACUUUUCUGAUUUGGCCACUCUACUCCCUCUGGUUAUGCAUCACCAUUUCACACUUCUACAAUACACAUCAGAACAGCCUCUAAUGUGCACCCAUGGUGAACUUACCAGCACAACCUCCCCCCACCACCUUGCCCUUUAUUAAAGAUAGCAGUUUUAUCACCUACACCCCUCCCAUUCAUCUCAGUAACUUGACCCUUGCUCUCAUCUUACAAUCUUCAAUGUUGCCAGGUUUAUAGAAAUUAGGAGCAGGAGUAGGUGAUUUGACCCUGCUCCACCAUUCAGUAUGAUCAUGGCUGAUCCUCUAUCUCAGUAGUAUAUUCUCACUUUCAUCCGAUACCCAUUGAUGCCUUUAAAAUCUAAAUAUUUGUUGUUGCUCUUUCCUAAAUAUAUUUGGUAACUGUUCCUCCACAGCCUUCUGUGGUACAGAACUCCAGAGGUUCACUCUUGAGUGAAUAAAUGUUUCCACAUCUCUGUCCCAAAUGGCCUACCCUGUAUCCUGAGACUAUGUUCCCUGGUCUUAAACAGCCCAACCAGGGAAACAUCCUCCCUGCGUCUAGUCUUUCGACCAUUGUUAGGAUUUUAUAUAUUUUAAUCGGAUCCCCUUUCAUCCUUCAAAUCUCUAAUGAAUUACAGGCCCAGUCCAUCUCCUGUCAUAGUCCUGCCAUCCUCAGUAUGAGCUGAUUAAACCUAUGCCCUACAUGCUCUAUGGCAAAUAUAUCCUUUCAGGGUGAGUUAUAGCCUCUACCAGUAGCCCUGCCUAAAACUGUGUGGAUGCAGUGUUGCAGUAGAAUCCAUAUUAACUUUAGUGAAGAACUGAGUAAACAUUUUUAAAAAGAAAACUCACUUAAGGUGUACAGAGGGACGGUGUUUAUUUGGUUAUAACAGUGACCUCUUUCUAUGCUGUAACAUUUGACAAUUAGUUUUUAGAGAUAUAUUUUUUGUAAAUUCUGACUCACACUUGCUUUCAAUCUAAAUAAAAGCUUUUAAGGUGUUGA
Rhincodon typus (whale shark) is the source of this 3227-nucleotide messenger RNA. It is a transcript of the gene rnaseh2b, whose product is annotated as ribonuclease H2, subunit B. The record is from RefSeq and is a predicted model, not a curated record. Gene Ontology annotation, cellular component: ribonuclease H2 complex; nucleoplasm. The coding region runs from base 107 to 895 and encodes 262 amino acids. The transcript is spliced from 10 exons. Gene Ontology annotation, biological process: RNA catabolic process; ribonucleotide metabolic process. NCBI's taxonomy places the organism in Eukaryota, Metazoa, Chordata, Chondrichthyes, Orectolobiformes, Rhincodontidae.